AUGCGUCCUGCAGUCGACCGCAUGCAGGCCAUGUUCGAUCAUGAAAUGAUUCAGAAAAAUGAUUUAAUGAAGUUCAGACGAAUCUGUUGUCCACGUGAACCGAUCUUCGCCGUGGGUAUCACCGCGAUCCGCCAACACCACGGACGAAUCUCUACAACUUACGGAGAUGACAUUCGAAUACCUCCUGUGUAUCGGGAUCCUUCUGCACAUACUUCUGAUGUGUACGGAUAUGAGACAUUACGGAGUCCACAAUUACCA
Molecule: messenger RNA, 258 nt
Organism: Echinostoma caproni
Lineage: Eukaryota; Metazoa; Platyhelminthes; Trematoda; Plagiorchiida; Echinostomatidae
Source: the annotation of a GenBank genome assembly